AUGUCUUCACCCAACUACAAUAAAUUAGUUAAGGCUAGUCCAAAAUAUUUAAAAGAUCCUUCCGCAUUAAAAUCAAUUUCUUCCGCAAUUUAUGAGUUAUCUUCAUUCGUUGCUCAUAAAAUUCCUACAACAUUAAACACAUUACGUAAAGUGUCCGAUGUUGGAUUAUCAUGUUAUGAAAAGAAGAAAGAUGUUAUAGUAUAUUCAUCGUUUGAUGAACUUGCAACUGCGUCAAGUUCUAGAACUAAUUCGAUAAACCGAUCAGUUCUAGUAUUGGGAUAUCCGGAUGGUUUCCAGAUUUGGGAUAUUUCAAAUGUAGAUAAUGUUAAUGAAUUAAUCUCAAUUAGAGAUGAUGAAAAAAUUGGUGAAGUAAAAGUCGCAAAGAUAAUACCAAAUCCGCGUAUUGCUUCCAAAGUCGAUAUAGAUGAAUAUGCACAUCAACAACACUUGUCAAAAGAGAGUUAUAAUAGUCAAGAUCGCUUAUAUAAAUCAACACCACCAUUUCCUCCCAAACCAAAAACGGUUUUACAUUUGUUUUCCCUGAGAACUCAUAAAAUUGUAAAAACUGUUAAUGGUAUAGAUGAAGGAAACAUUGUUGGAAUUAAGUGUAAUGAAAGAGUUAUAGCUUUGGGUACAACAAACCCUUCAAGAAUUUCGAUAUACUCUACACUAAAUUUAUCACCAAUGUAUAUACUAAAAGACGUUGCACUACACCCAAUAUCAAAAACUCCCAUAUUUACACUCGGGUUAAGAUUAAUUGCCUAUGCAACCACCAGUUUUCCACCUGAAAAUAAUAUAAAGAAAAAAAAAGAUGUUGGAUAUUAUUUGGGUGGUGUUAGUGGUGAAGUUGCCAAAGGUGUUGCAAAUGUUGUAAGCGGUGUGAAAUUUUUAGGUGAUUAUGGAUUUCAAACGCUUUCGUCAUAUUUUGGCAAUCCAUCAAAUUCACACACUAACAUUAAUAAGACACCAUCAUCAGUCACUAUGCCAAUCAAUAUUAAAAAUCAUAAUGGUACAAUUAGUCCAAUAUCAUUUAAUUCAUCAUCACCUCAACAAAGUCCAUCGUCAAAUAAUAUUAAUGGUAUUCAUCAUCACCAUCACCACCAAAGAAAUAUUCACAACAAUGGUGGAAAUAUUGACAUGGUAAAUGGUUUACAUAAUAAUGAAACAGAAAAGGAAAACGGCGCAAUUGGCACAAUUAUAAUUCGUGAUUUAGAAAUAUCCAAUUCUCGUAAAAUUAAUAAUAAAAACAAUAAACAUGAUAUGCGAGAUCCAAACAUUAUAGCGCAUUUUACGCCUCACACACAUCCAGUUGGUUACUUGUCAUUUAAUCCAUCCGGAACAUUUUUAUACUCCACUUCAACCCAAGGUCAUCAAUUUCAUGUGUUUGAAAUAUUUGGUAACAGUAAAUAUCGACGAGUUGCCAAUGGCGGAGUUAAUAAUAAUAUUGGUGGCAGCAGAAGUGUUAAAAGAGUUUAUAAAUUAUCAAGAGGUAUAACCGAUGCUAUUGUUGGUGAGGGUGGUGUUUGCUGGAGUGAAGAUUCUAGAUGGUGUGGGGUGGCUACUGGUCGUGGCACUAUACAUAUUUUUGCCAUAAAUCCCUACGGUGGUUUGACUCAUAUACCCUCUCAUCUAUCAGGAUGGGUUAUUAAUUUACAAGAACCUUCCUACUUAUCAUCAAGCACUUUGUCACCUGUUGUACGUAUAAAACCACGUACACCUUUACCACAAGAUCCAACUGAGUCUAUCGACAACAACAAUAACGUAAAUAACAUUAAUGAUGACGAUUUGAUUUUUCAUCAACAACAACAUUUUGAUAAUCAAGUUCAAUAUAUGCAACAACAGUCGUUAUCGUCACAAUUACCAUUCGUAAUGCCACAUCAUCAUUUACGUAAACCGCCAGGGAUUUGCUUCAAAUUUAUACCACCUUUAUCAUCAACCACCUCUUCUAAAUCAAGUCUUAGCAACGAUAAUGGAAUCAAUAAACAUUUGAAUGCAAAUUUACACGAAAAACGUCAAGUAAGGAAGAGGUCUUCGUCAGCAACAAUUGCUGCAACACUAGCUACUUCAUUAUCACCAAGUUCAUCAUCUGCACAAUCCUACAAUAGUAAUUAUCAUCAACAAACUGAAAAAUUAGAAGAUGUUGGGUACCAAGAUUUAUGGAGUUUUCAUCCAACUGGUGUAUUAACACUACACAGAGUUUGGUUAGAAAGUGUAAUUUUAGGUGGGCAAUUAGCUGGUAGCGCAGCAGCUGUAGCUAAUGUUGGUAGAGUGUUAGUUGAUGGAGCGACAGGUGUUGUUAAUAUGGGUAUGGAGAUAGCAGAAACUUAUACCAACUCUAGAUUGUCGUUACCACCACCAUUAUGGGAAUGUCCACAAUUUACACUUCAAAUUUUUACUGCAGGAUUCAACGAUUACAUAAAUCAAGGCAAUGUCCCUAGUUAUGGUGGUAGUGGUAUUGAUUCAAAUGUCAUAUUGGAUAAUAACCAAGGAUAUUUUGGUGGUGUUGUUGGAAAGGAUAGACGUAAUAAUCAGAAUAGAUUACAUAAAGAAAAUCAACAGCAUGUUCAAUCUAGGGAAUCUGAUAUUGAUAUUGAUAUUGACUUAUCAGAACUUUCAAGUGCUAUUGACACAAAGCUUGAUCUUUCAGCAUCAAGUGAAGUCGCCAUCAGCAACAAGAAUGGCAGUGAUGGUAACAAUUUCGAUUUAAAUGAUAAUAAUAAUAAAACAACGACUAUCCCCAUAACAACUACUGCUAAUACCGAUAGUAAUGAUACUGAAUUAAUUAAACCAUAUUCAAUACCUUAUGUUACUAAUUCUAAACCAUCUCAAUCAUUGACAGCAUCAUUAUUGACACCACAUAAUAGUUCAGAAUUCGAUGAUAUCAUUAAAGAAGGACAAGAACAAAAACCAAUUACCGCUAUUACUAAUAAUACUUCAACUGGAAAAAAUAGUUACGAUUUUAGUAAUGAGUUUAGUGAUUCAUUGUUCGGAUCAGGAGAAUUUGAAAGCUCAUUUUUAUUUUCAAAUGAUGAUAAUUUAAGUAGCGUAAGAAAUGAUGAGCAACAUAUAAAUGAAUUGGUUUAA
Messenger RNA from Entrophospora candida, 3084 nucleotides. NCBI's taxonomy places the organism in Eukaryota, Fungi, Glomeromycota, Glomeromycetes, Entrophosporales, Entrophosporaceae. The record is from the annotation of a GenBank genome assembly.